Labrus bergylta (ballan wrasse) is the source of this 609-nucleotide messenger RNA. Lineage: Eukaryota; Metazoa; Chordata; Actinopteri; Labriformes; Labridae. The record is from RefSeq and is a predicted model, not a curated record.
AUGUCUCCGGUUGAGGAUAACAAAAAGAAGAAGAAAAAAGACAAGAAAAAGAAAAAAAAGAAAGAUAAAAAGAAGGAUUCUAGCACUUCAUCCUCAUCAUCUGAAAGUGAUGAUGAUAAGAAGAAAAAGAAGAAGAAAAGGGACAAGAAGAAGAAGAAAAAGAAGGAUAAGGAUGAAGGAAAGAAGAAACCCAAAAGUGUUAGUGCCUUGUCAACAGCUGGUGGUGAGAUUGCAGGACCAAGUACUGAAGGAGAUAAAAAGGAAGAUGAGGACACAGAUAAGGCCAAGAAGGAGCUCAAAGACAAACUCUCCUCUACAUUGGCUGGGGAAGGAUUGCAGGUAUUGCCUGGUACUGCUGAGGACGGCCACCUCAGCGAUGACGAGGGAGAAGGAGGAGAGGAGAUGGAUAAAAAGAAGCAGAAGUUGAAAAAGAAGAAAAGGGAUUCUAGUUCACACAGCAAAGAUGAGAAAAAAGACAAGAAGAAAAAGGACUGCUCCAGCUCUGAUAGCUCCUCAUCAGACAGCGAAGAUGACAAGAAGAAAAAGAAGAAAAAGGAUUCCAGUACCUCCUCCUCCUCUUCUUCUUCCUCCUCUAAUAGAUUCUUCUAG